Messenger RNA from Suillus subaureus, 950 nucleotides. RefSeq lists its product as uncharacterized. The coding region runs from base 301 to 594 and encodes 97 amino acids. The record is from RefSeq and is a predicted model, not a curated record. The transcript has 5 exons. NCBI's taxonomy places the organism in Eukaryota, Fungi, Basidiomycota, Agaricomycetes, Boletales, Suillaceae.
CGAGGAGGAGGAGGAGAGCAGUGACGAGGGAGAUGCAUCUGUGGAUAGGAGUUUGAUUUUUGGGGCUUGAAGGUCAUCGAAGAUUCAUGCAACCACACCAAAAGGACGGGCACCAAUACCACACCGAACAACUAGCAAAGGAAUACCAACUACUACCGCACUGGAUGGAACGCAUGGACUAGAGCAUUCAACAAUUUCGACAGGACAACUACCACCUACGCAGCACACUCGUUUUAUACCAUUAAUGAUUCGUUUAUUUAGAUUAUCGUUAGUUAGAAGUAGAGACAAAUAGCUCUUUAUAUGUGGCUCGUAUCAAUUAUCUUGCUUUGCGUCCUGGGACAGUCAAUAUUGACCUUUAAGAAACCUGCAAACAUACCUGAGCCGCUUCGCUGUAUGUCGAUGAACGGACGCCUACGUGGGGGUAUGAUGGUCGAAGAGGGUUCGCGGAGCUUGAACUUCAACACAACACCAAUCAUGCACUCUCAGUAUUUGUGGCACGUACACUACCAUCGAGUAAAGCGGGGGCGUAGUUUCACGGCGUGUAUCUUUGACCAUGCUCAUCAAAGUCAAGACGCUCACUGGCAAGGAGAUUGAGUUGGACAUAGAUCUCGAUGACAAGAUUACUCGCAUCAAAGAGAAGGUUGAAGAGCAGUCCGGUGUGCCACCACAGCAGCAAAGGUUGAUCUUCGGUGGGAGACAGAUGCCGGAUGACAAGACCGCUAAGGAGUUCAACAUCUCCGCAGGAUCAGUACUCCACCUUGUUCUUGCUCUCCGUGGCGGCUUUUGAGAUCGCGGACGGUUAUUGCGCAUGGCGAAAUCGUGUUAUAGCAAGGCAGAAACUCAAUCGCAAGGUGUACUUUGUGUUAUUAGCAUCAUAAAUACUUGAUUUUCACUUCUUGUAUCGCUCUCAUCUCGUAUCGCCCAUCUUCGGCGAUGGGUCACUCGGCAUG